Molecule: messenger RNA, 978 nt
Organism: Venustampulla echinocandica
Lineage: Eukaryota; Fungi; Ascomycota; Leotiomycetes; Helotiales; Pleuroascaceae
Exons: 2
Coding region: 1-978 (325 amino acids)
Biological process (GO): tRNA methylation
Cellular component (GO): cytoplasm
Molecular function (GO): tRNA methyltransferase activity
Source: RefSeq, a predicted model, not a curated record
AUGCCUUCAAAUCCAAGCAUAACAGCCCUUCCUCAGUCAUUCAUCUCCAAGAAGAAGAAAAUCUUAGAGCAACUGGCUGUUCCGUCCGAUGAAUAUGGUGAUCUCUCUCCCAAGGGAUCUAUCGACGAAGGUAUUCGAGAUUUGAUUGAUGAGAUCAACCGAAUUGAUGGCUGCGUGACCACCAGCAGUUGUGCUGGAAGGGUCAGUGUAUUUUUAGAGGGUAGCCGGACUGUUUCAAAUACAGAGCAGGAUGGACUUUUGGAUGCUAGCAGAAUAGAAGCCUCCUCGAAAUCAGCUGGUGUUGGUGGGAAAGGCGGCGGCGGAAGAUGGCUUUUCGUCUCACACGACCCCGUUGAUAUCCAGAGUCUUACGCCCCAGUGGUCAGAAAUGCUUGGGAUGCAUCGAGAGCAAACCGGGGCUGUUGAUUCACUAUUACAAGGCAACUCCCAUGAUGCUAGGUUUAUACACUUCAAGUUCGAGCCCAUGAUUCUUCAUGUCUUAACGGCCUCCCUCGAACAAGCCCAGCAUGUGCUAGCUGCUGCAUUGCAAGCAGGCUUCAGAGAGAGCGGCGCUCUUAAUUUGACAUCCUCUACAGAGUCCCCUACGCCGAUGGUUGGCAUCCGUUCAAUGGGCCUUGCCUUGGAAUCUUUGAUCGGAUUUGAAUCCGGUGGUCAGGGGAUCUGUAUCGUACCUGAGUGGCAACUUAAAGCCCUUCUUGAGAUUUCCAACGACCGCUUUGUAGAGAACACAAAGAGAACGGAGAGAUUUCGGUCAUUACUGAAAGAAACUGGGAGUGUCAAGCAAGAGACGAGGAGAAAGGGCAAGGAUGGUGACGAAUGGGAAGACCCUCAGGCGAGGAGAGAAAGGAAACGCGCAGAGGGACUGAAGAUAAGUGAAGCGGCAAAGCAGACCGGGAGUCUCGAUACUACCUCUCAGACGCCUAAGCAUGUGUUGAAUAGGAAUGACCGCCCACAAUAA